Messenger RNA from Pieris rapae (cabbage white), 3108 nucleotides. It is a transcript of the gene Mcm10, whose product is annotated as protein MCM10 homolog. Gene Ontology annotation, biological process: DNA replication; DNA replication initiation. Gene Ontology annotation, cellular component: replication fork protection complex; nucleus. Bases 73 to 2214 code for a protein of 713 amino acids. The transcript has a single exon. The record is from RefSeq and is a predicted model, not a curated record. Lineage: Eukaryota; Metazoa; Arthropoda; Insecta; Lepidoptera; Pieridae. Gene Ontology annotation, molecular function: DNA replication origin binding; single-stranded DNA binding.
UAUAACCAUUUCCCGCCAAUAAUUAUAUUAGUUAUUUUUUGUUUAUUUUUCUUUAAAAGUUUGUGUAUUGCAAUGGAAUCAAACGAUGAACUUGCUCAAUUAGAACAACUUUUAUGUGCAGACUUAACUGAAGAUCAUCCUACAAAAGGAAAAGAACGUCGUGUUCAGGAUGUGGACUUAUUCAACACACCACAAACUGACGAUCAUUUGCCUCCAGGUACUUCUAACUCGUCUUCAGCAGUUCAUAAUGGAGAUACAGAUUCCUCUGAUGACGAAGAGAGAAAAAAUUAUACGGAACGCAAGUACAACAAUUACGGGUCGUUAGUCAAAAAAUCUUUAGAUCAAAAAGAUCACGAGCUGGUUGAUAAACGAUUAGAAUUUGAAAGCAGAUUACGAGAUACUAAUAGAGAUCUAAAAAUUUCCAAAACAACAGCCAAAAAGUCUACUCAAAAUAUUGCACAUGCUGAAAAACACUUGUUUAGUCCACCAGAAAGUAAAAAUAAAACACCUGCCGACAUAUUGACUGAUCCUGUGUUUGGAAUUCGAAUAACAAAUCCAAUAAUAUCUAGUACAGCUCUUUUGGACCGCAUGCAAGGCAGGGAAGCAGUUAAUGUUUUGCGUGUAAAAAGAUAUGUAGAGAAUGAAGAUCUCUCUAAAGACUGGGUUAUAGCCGGAGUCAUCAUUAAGAAAAGUUCAUCAAAAAAGUCUCAAAAAGGUAAUCAAUUCAUUAUUUGGACUCUAAGUGAUCUGAAAGAUGAUAUAAAAACAGUGUCUAUCUUUCUUUUUCGUAAAGCAUACAAUGACUUAUGGAAAACAACAGAAGGUACGGUUGUUGCAAUUUUAAACCCUAAUGUUCUUGAUAGAUCUGAGAACAGUAAAGAUCAAGCAUGUCUCAGUGUUGACAAUUCUGAUCGUGUUAUGAUACUUGGCCAAUCAAAAGAUUUAGGAAUUUGUAAGAGUAAAAAGAAAAAUGGUGAACCAUGUUCAGCUAUUGUCAAUAUGAGUCAAGGUGAACAUUGUAUUUACCACAUUAAACAGGAAUAUCAUAAAUAUUCCAGACGUCAAGAGCUCCAAUCCUCAACCAUGGGUAAGGGUCUUGUUAAUUUACAAAAUAAAGUUUUUGGUAAAAAUACAUUUAUGUAUGGUGGUAAAGCAUACUCUGCUUUACCAUCUGGUAAUAAUAAAGUUGUUAAAGAGAGAGAUCAAAAUAGAUUAAUGUCAUUAAGUGACUAUUACAAAUCUGAAGGUAACAAACUUAUGACUAAUAAAUCACCAUGUCAAGCUAACAUUUUACAAAAUAAAAGUGGAUUAUUGCAUAGUCCUAAACCUCAAAAAAUAAGUGACACACAGAGAUUAAAUGCAUUAAGCCAAAAUACAUUGCGUGAGUCAAGUUUAGCUGAAAAAGUAGCCAAUUCCCCAACAUUGGGAAAAGGUUUUAGUUUAAAUGGAGGAGGUACAAUUGAUCUUAACAUGUCCUACAGCAUAAAGCGUGCAGAAAAAGCUAAGCUGCAUGCUGUUAGAUUGAUCCAGCAAAACGGGGGUAUAGAAAAAAUUAACCCUAAUAACAUAAAAGGUACUGAAAUAGGAAAGAAAAGAGCUAUUGAAAAACUACUGACAGAGACUGAUUUUGAUCAAAGUAUUAGUAAAAAGAGUAAAUGUAAUGAUGGUGGUGUCAAACCAAAGAUAAAUAUUAUCUCAGGAAGUGAAAAUGCCAAUUCAAAUAAAAAACCUUUGUCUGAACGGUUCAAGAAAAUUCUUGAAGCAACAUCAGCUCACGUAAACUUAAUCAAACAACACGAAGAUGAAGAACAAGAUAAAUACUUUAAUAAGUUAGAGAAGAAAGAAGCAAUGGAGGAAAAAAUGUUGAACACAUUUAAAAUAGCAUGCAAGGCAGUGAGGUGUGUUAAAUGCAAAUAUACAGCAUUUUCAGCAGCAGAACUUUGUAAAACCGAGAGGCACCCAAUAAAAGUAAUUGAUACAUAUAAACGAUUCUUCAAAUGUGCAGACUGUAAUAAUAGGACUAUAGCCUUUGAAGUAUUGCCUUUGCAUUCAUGUAGUAAUUGUAGAGGCUCAAGAUGGGUUAAAGCACCAAUGAUAAGAGAGAAGAAAGAAGUUAUAGGAGAAGCAUUGUCUAUAAGAGGAGAAGAGGAAGGGUUUAUUGGGGCAGUGGUAACUGCGGGGAAGAAUGUGAACCUACUUGUACCUGAUAGUUGAAGAUUUGAAAAACUAAGUUUAAUUAUUAGUAUUUUUAGCUUAAUCAUAUUAGACAUAACUUUGUACCGUCUGCAUGUUUAAAUAAUAUAUUUUAGCUUAUUAUCAAUUUUCAAACUUUAAUUUAUGUAAGGUUGACUCCUUGUUUUGAAGUUUUUAAUGUUGACUGACUUUUAUAAUAUGUAAUAAAAUUUAUAUAGAACACUAUUAAAACAUUUUAUUAAUCAAUUUUGAAUUAUUCAUAUGAAUUUAUUGUGGCACAGCCGACGUCAAUUAACUUUCAAAAAUACAAGGUAGGCAAUAGAAUUAUACUACUGUUUCAACAAUUAUAUAAAUUGAGUUGGUUAAAACUGUAAAUAUAAUCAUUGUAUUCAUUUGUCCAUGUCGCGGGUAUUUAAUAGUUGAUGUCUUGUCGAGUUAUUGUGCCGACUCUAAAUCUACCCUCAGACUGAAAUUUAUUGUGAUUUCCUUGUAUUCAUUUCAUUCAUUGUAAAGAUCCACUCAAUUCAAUUACUUCAUAAAUUCAAAUUCAUCUCUCAGCUGUUAAAGACAAGGAAUAAAUGAAAGUCAGUAUGAAAAUAAAGCAAUAAUAUAAUUUUAUUUACGAAACCUCCAGUAAAUAACACUGAAUCAUUCCAUCAAUGUGUCUGAUUUCAUAUAAGUUUUAUAUUCGGAGUGCAAUUUGGUUGGCUUUAUAUAUUACACAGCCUUUGAUAUUUUUACUAAAUACAAAACAGUGAAGCUAAAUUGUGUUUCACAAAUUAACAAAUUCCUUUAGGGCAUUUAACAUAACUUAAUUUCAGGGUCAAAUACAUGGAAAACCUUUAAAAUGUUAAAGGCUUAGACCGAUUUCUGUCAAAAUUCGAUAUAAAAAUUGCUAACAAAUAUUACCACUGC